Messenger RNA from Tripterygium wilfordii, 2219 nucleotides. Its product is annotated as 4-coumarate--CoA ligase-like 6. Gene Ontology annotation, cellular component: peroxisome. The record is from RefSeq and is a predicted model, not a curated record. Gene Ontology annotation, biological process: ubiquinone biosynthetic process. Gene Ontology annotation, molecular function: CoA-ligase activity. The coding region runs from base 314 to 1945 and encodes 543 amino acids. The transcript is spliced from 6 exons. NCBI's taxonomy places the organism in Eukaryota, Viridiplantae, Streptophyta, Magnoliopsida, Celastrales, Celastraceae.
AAGUGGAAGUUGAGUCGUUCAACAGGAAAAGAGUCAUUUCCACUUUUCAGCCAAUUUGAUACCACUAAACCCUAAAUAUAUCCUAUCCUGAUUCAUUAAAUAGAAAAAUAUAUUUAUUUACUUACCGUAGCAUCCAAGGCCGCCUUUGCUUGCGCCCCCUCUAUAUAUGUCGCUAUUCCUGAAUGUAACUGGGAACUAAAAAAUAAAAGAAUCUCUCUUUGCUGCAUGUCUUCUCUGUUUUGAUCCGUCUGUCCCCAUCUAUCUACAUCAACAACCUUAACCGCCGAGUUUCCACCUGCUCAUUCUAUCCAAGAUGAAGCCCCAUUUCCCUGACUGGUACUCACCAGAGACUGGAAUCUGUCACAGCAAGCACCCAUCGGUAUUACUUCCAAAUGACCCAUUUCUUGAUGUAGUUUCCUUCAUCUUCUCUCACCAACACCAUGGACUCUCUGCUCUCAUUGAUUCCUCAUCUGGGUUUUCAAUUUCUUACUCAAAGUUGUUUCCUUUAGUCAACUCAGUGGCUUCUGGUCUCCGUAAAAUGGGUGUCUCACAGGGUGAUGUUGUUCUGUUUUUGUUGCCGAACUCCAUUUAUUUUCCUAUUGUGUUCUUGGGUGUUUUAUAUCUUGGUGCAAUUGUAACCGCCACGAAUCCAUUUAGUAGUGUGCAAGAAAUUGAAAAACAAGCCACUGAUUGCAAUGUGUGUUUUGCUUUUGCUGUGAAGGAAAACCUCAUUAAACUAAAGGCAUCGGGUAUUCCUGCUGUUAUUGUACCGGAAAAUGUCGAUUCCGAACCAAAUGAGUUUUCAGCUUUUUAUGAGCUUAUAUAUGGUAAUUUUGAUCCGACUCCUAUGCCUUUGAUUAGGCAACAAGACACUGCAGCAAUCAUGUUUUCGUCUGGUACUACUGGGGUUAGCAAAGGAGUAGUAUUAACACAUAGGAAUUUUAUAGCUGCAGUGGAGCUUUUUGUGAGGUUUGAAGCUUCACAAUAUGAGUAUUCCAGUUCAAAGAAUGUUUAUUUGGCUGUUUUGCCAAUGUUUCACAUAUAUGGAAUGACUCUUUUCGUUACGGGAUUGUUGUCACUGGGUACAAGUGUUGUCGUAAUGAGGAAAUUUGAUGUAGAUGAAAUGGUGAAAGCAAUUGAUAAGUAUAGAAUUACUCACUUCCCAACUGUUCCACCAGUCUUGAUUGCAUUGACAAAGAGAGUGAAAAGUGUUUGUGGAAAUUUAUGUAAGAGUUUGAAGCAGGUGUCCUCUGGGGCUGCCCCAAUAUCUGGGAAAGAUAUAGAGGAAUUUGUUCAGACUCUUCCUCAUGUUGAUUUCAUUCAGGGUUAUGGCCUGACUGAAUCAACAGCAGUCGGGACUCGUGGCUUCAAUACGGAAAAAUGCCGAAAAUAUUCAUCUAUAGGACUUCUGGCUCCAAACAUGCAAGCCAAAAUAGUGGAUUCUGUAACUGGAGCUUCCAUGCCUCCAGGCAGUUGUGGUGAGCUUUGUCUAUGGGGACCUGGAACCAUGAAAGGAUACUUCAAAAACAUAGAGGCUACUCUGUCGACGAUCGACAAUGAUGGUUGGCUGCAUACUGGUGACAUAGGUUACAUUGAUGAAGAUGGUUACCUCUAUAUAAAUGACCGCUUGAAAGAGAUGAUAAAGUAUCGGGGAUUUCAGAUUGCUCCUGCUGAUUUAGAGGCUGUAUUGACUUCCCAUCCAGAGAUAAUUGAUGCAGCAGUAACCGCUGCCACUGAUGGAGAAUGUGGAGAGAUACCGGUGGCUUUUGUUGUUAGGAAGCAAGGAAGCAAACUUAACCAUGGAGCUGUUAUCGACUAUGUGGCUAAGCAGGUUGCUCCUUAUAAGAAGGUAAGAAAGGUGGCGUUUGUACAGUCAAUACCAAAGUCCGCUGCUGGAAAGAUCCUUCGACGAGUGCUCAGAAACUCCAUCACUUCAAGCCUUUAAGACUUCUUUCUCAGGGAAAGUAAGAUUUCAGAUUUGCAGUAGCCCCAGAAUAGUGUCUUGGCAUGAAACAGAGAUAUGUAGUGGUGUUGUGAAGCAAAUAGUCUAUUGAAGUUAGCAAAAUAACAUGCAACACAUACAAGUUUCUUGACCUAACUUUUAGGUAAUUGGUAUUGAAGUAACCAUGUAACAUAAGAUUGUAACGACCACCAAAAAGAAUUGGAGAAUUUGAGCAUUUUUUCAGUUGUGUUCUGAUAUCAAAUGAAAGCCUUAUUCA